AUGCACCCUCAACUAGAAUCCCAAAGGUUUCAUUCAUGUUUGGACCUAAUAGAGGCUCUUGAUAAAUGCCAUCAGGCGGAGUACUAUAAGAGAGCUUUGGGGCUUUGUAAUAAUGAGAAGGAGGCUCUCACACAGUGCUUACAUGAAGCAAGGUUGGCAGUGGGAAAAGCUGCUAUCUUAGAAAAUCGUGAAAGACAGAAGAAGAUUGAUGCCAAGUGGAAGCAAAUCAAGGAGGAAGAGUAUGGUGAAGAUGCUAUUUUGAAACGAAUUAUUCAAGAGCAGGUUGCGAAAAGACACAAAGAGGCCGCAGAAAGGUCUAGAUAA
Molecule: messenger RNA, 324 nt
Organism: Lachancea dasiensis
Lineage: Eukaryota; Fungi; Ascomycota; Saccharomycetes; Saccharomycetales; Saccharomycetaceae
Source: the annotation of a GenBank genome assembly